This is a messenger RNA of Saccostrea echinata, 3365 nucleotides long. RefSeq names its product probable serine--tRNA ligase, cytoplasmic. Gene Ontology annotation, biological process: seryl-tRNA aminoacylation. The record is from RefSeq and is a predicted model, not a curated record. Gene Ontology annotation, cellular component: cytosol. Gene Ontology annotation, molecular function: serine-tRNA ligase activity; tRNA binding; ATP binding. NCBI's taxonomy places the organism in Eukaryota, Metazoa, Mollusca, Bivalvia, Ostreida, Ostreidae. Bases 85 to 1614 code for a protein of 509 amino acids. The transcript is spliced from 11 exons.
UUUCAUACUUCCUCUCCACGUUGAGAAGUAGACUAGACACCGGCGAUUAGUUGUUGUACCAUUUGGAAUAUUUAAAUCGUAAAAAUGGUUUUAGAUAUUGAACUCUUUAGGGCAGAUAAAGGAGGAAAUCCUGACAAAAUCAAAGAAAACCAAGCCAAGCGUUUUAAAGAUGUUACUUUGGUGGAUAAAGUAGUUGAAAAUGACACCCAGUGGAGAAAAAAAAGGUUUAGAGCUGACUUGCUGAAUAAACAGAAGAAUCUCUGUAGCAAAGUUAUAGGCGAGAAAAUGAAGGCAAAACAGCCACAGGGUGAUGACAAAACAGUGCCUGAUAAUAUCAAAGAAAACUUAGAAGAGUUCACCAAAGAGCAAAUUCAGGAUCUGACUGUAGUACAAAUAAAAGAACUCAAAAAUCUGAUUGAUGAACAGAUGAAAGUAAAUGAUGCCGAAUUAAUCAAGCAUGAACAGGAGAGAAAUGAAGCACUUAAAGAAGUAGGCAACCUUGUUCACGAGAGCUGCAUCAUCAGCAAUGAUGAGGAAGAGAAUGGAGUAGAAAGAACAUUUGGAGACUGCGAGUCCAGAAAGAAAUAUUCACACGUAGACUUAGUGGUCAUGGUAGAUGGGGUAGACACUGACCGGGGCUCAGUGACCUCUGGUGGAAGAGGAUACUACCUAAAGGGACCAUUGGUGUUUUUAGAACAGGCUCUCAUUAACCUAGCCAUGCAGACAUUGCAUGUGAAGGGUUACAUCCCUUUGUACACACCAUUCUUCAUGAGGAAGGAAGUGAUGCAGGAAGUGGCCCAGCUUUCACAGUUUGAUGAUGAGCUCUAUAAGGUAAUAGGGAAGGGCAGUGAGAAGUCAGAUGAUAGUACUUUAGAUGAGAAGUACCUGAUUGCCACCUCAGAGCAGCCAAUCGCUGCCUACCAUAGAGACGAGUGGAUCCCUACAGAGAGUCUCCCCAUCAAGUACCUCGGCUACUCAACCUGCUUCAGACAGGAAGUUGGAUCACAUGGGAGGGAUACCAGGGGAAUUUUCAGGGUCCACCAGUUUGAAAAGGUAGAACAGUUUGUGCUGACAUCACCCUUUGAAAACAAGUCCUGGGAAAUGUUUGAAGAGAUGAUCCUGAAUGCAGAGGAGUUCAAUCAGUUACUUGGCAUUCCAUAUAGAAUAGUCAAUAUUGUGUCAGGAGCAUUAAAUAAUGCUGCAGCCAAGAAGCUGGAUCUGGAGGCUUGGUUUCCGGCAUCUGGAGCAUUCCGUGAACUUGUCUCGUGUUCAAAUUGUCUGGAUUACCAGGCUCGUAGACUUAAAGUACGAUAUGGACAGACCAAAAAGAUGAAUCAGGAGGCUGAUUAUGUCCACAUGCUGAAUGCCACUAUGUGUGCCACCACCAGAACAAUAUGUGCCAUUCUAGAAAAUUACCAAGAAGAGGAUGGGGUGGUGAUACCAGAUGCCCUCAGGCAAUUCAUGCCUCCAGGAUAUGAAGUAAAAAUUCCAUUUGUGAAACCAGCACCCAUUGACCAAGAAGAAAGCAAAAAAACAAAGAAACACAAAGACGCCCAGAAAAAGAAAGAGAAAAAUGUGGCCGAGGGGGUGGAAAAGAUGGAUCUUAACAAAUGAGUGUGUUAAUUAAUUAGAACUAAUUUAUUUCCCUUGACUAUGUCUGUGAUGGAUUGUGCUGACAAAUAUGUGUCUACAUCUGUUGAACUCAUAUCAGUAUAUAAAUAAGAACUCUACAGAUUAUUUAUAUUCUGUAAUGUGGUACAUAUAUUGACUGUGGGCAUUUCCCCCCAAAAAGCAGGAUUUUAUUUACAUUGUUAGUAAUAUUUUUUGGCAGAAUUGUGAUUGAAGAAAUAUUCAAGUUACAAAAAAAAAUGUAUUGUUCAAGAGAAGUGCUAUAUGAAUACUGUCCAUUAUUUAAUUAAUACUAAGGAAAAAGUUUCAGACACAUUCACUGAAAGAUACUAAAAAUUAUUGUAAGAGCUGUGUGCCAUUUACAAUGUAAAUGUAUGUAGUACAGAGAAGUACCAAUACAUUUGUAAAAGUUAUUGAAUUUUCUCUUGGAUGUUUCUAUAGAUGACAAGACUUUAUAGUCUUGCUUUAUACUACUUAAUAUGACAAAAAAGAAAGUAAUGAAAUUGUAAUGCUAUUUUAAAUGUGCUUGUAAAAUGAUGUAUUGGUCAAUUUUAUGAAAGAUAAAAUAAAUCUAGAGAGUCUUAUAUGCUUUUUUUUUAGCUCUUUUACAGUCUUAAAAUGUUAAGAUGCUGGUCAUAUGUAAAAAUAUUUCUUAUAGACGAUUGUGUGUUCCAAAUUGAUAAAAUGAGCAAUAAACCUGCUCUCCAUUUUGUUGAAAGUUUUCAUCUAAUUAAUAAAACACUUGUUUUUAUACUCACAAGGUUAGUUUGAAAUGGAUUAGAGGAAAUGAUCACAGCUGAUAGCGAAGAAAAUUAUACAAACAGCUUUUUGUUAAUAAACUGGAUGUUGUGCUUUUUAAAAAUACCUUAUACAGGAUAUUUUAGCAUCAAAUGAUAUAUCUGGUUCCUAUGAAAUAGGAAAGGGAAAUGUUUUUCAGAUAUUGUGUUCUGAUUUGCUGAAAUACCUAUGAAAUAUGCCUGGAUGAGUCAUUUGGUACAAAAUGUAAUAUUUUUUAAACACAUUUUUAUAUUAAUUUGCUAUCUCUGGGUCAUCAUUCCAUGAUUUUUAAACGUUAUAGUGCAUUUUAACUAAACAAAAUGAGCAAACAUUUGUAAAUUACUGCCCUGCUUCAUUAUUCUUUUUAUAUCACAGUGGCACUAGUAUAGGAUACAUGUACCUGUCUUUUACAGAGAUGAAUCUAAUUUUUGGGGGUUUGAUCCUGGCAUGGAGACUUUUUUUUUUUUUUUUGGAAAAUGAUCAAGUCGUUUGUCAGAUUAAUUUUAUUUAUAAUGAUUAUUGCACUGAGAGAGCGAAGGCCAUACUUUCUUCAACAACUGAUAUUUCAUGCAUUUGCAUUUAACUGUACUCUAUAUUUAUAAUUAACUAAGUGAAUUGAUGCUAUGGUAUCAUAAGCAAACUUUAAAUAUUACAUUUUUUGACGAGGUUUUUGACUGGAAUGUAACAUUUUUUUACGUGUGUAACUUUCUUGUAGUCUGCAGAUUAGAGCCAAAUAGUCCAUCUCCUUUGACAGAAUCCUUUUCCAUGCAAAAUAAAAAAAAAAAAAAACUAGAAAUAUGUCCAUAGAACAUGAAUUCCCCGCCGAGGGUAUAUUAGUAAUGCAACUUGAAAAUUUGUUUUAGUGUAUGAAAUUUGAUGAGAAUAUCUUGAAUAGUUUCUUUAAAAUUGACAUUGAAAUCUAAAAAGUUGGAUAUAGAUGAUAAAUUUUCGCCAAAUUA